This is a messenger RNA of Brassica oleracea var. oleracea, 1345 nucleotides long. RefSeq names its product trihelix transcription factor ASIL2-like. Gene Ontology annotation, molecular function: transcription cis-regulatory region binding. Bases 207 to 1190 code for a protein of 327 amino acids. The record is from RefSeq and is a predicted model, not a curated record. The transcript has 2 exons. Gene Ontology annotation, cellular component: nucleus. NCBI's taxonomy places the organism in Eukaryota, Viridiplantae, Streptophyta, Magnoliopsida, Brassicales, Brassicaceae.
GUCAUGGACGGCCUGACAAAACGCGACGACAAAACUCCGUCGCUGGCUUAAACAUGUUCAUCGGUGGUGUUUAGCUUCCCCUCCGACGCGGCUGAAUAUGCAGAUCUCUUCGCCCUUAGACGGCCUUUAACAACCUCAACUUCCACCGAUCCUGACUCCUCAAGGUAAAACCCUCGAAGAUCUUUCUCUCCUGGUGACAAAAUCAGAUGGGUGACAGUGAAGACGAAACCGGGUACCCAAAGAAGUUUUACCCUCUGAAUCGCCAGACCCAUCCUAUGUACACCCGACCCAUUCCCAAGCGCCACGCGUAUUACCACGAAGAAGACGACGACGAGGAGGAGCAAGAAGACGAAGGAGGAGGAGGAGGAGGUUACAGUCAUCGCGAGAGGUUUCAGAAGAGGCUUAAACCGACUAAACACGACUUCUCCUCCGGUCCGAGCGAGACGAAAGCUGAGCAAGAGGCGUUCGUGGUGCUGGAGGUGUGGGGAGACAGGUUCCUGCAGUUGGGUCGGAGGAGCUUGAGGAACGAGGACUGGAACGAGGUCGCGGAGAAAGUCAGCGAGGAGCUUCGGUCGGAGAGGUCGGAGACGCAGUGUCGGAGAAUGGUCGAUAACUUGAAGAGGAAGUAUAAGAAGGAGAGGAUCAAGGUGGACAAGUCCGGGUUGGGUUCGAGCAAGUGGUCGUUUUUCAACAAGAUGGAUAUGUUGCUUGGUGGCGGUUCUUCGGCUAAACCGGAGUUCGGUUUAGCCUGUGGCGUUGAUUCGGGGGAGUUUGUGUUUAUGAACACUAAGGUUUAUUUGGAGAAGAGUAAUGGUUUUGAUGAGAUGAUGGAUAGUCCUGGUGCUUCGGAGGAGGAUGAUGAUGAUGAGGAGGAGGAGGUUGAGUAUGAGAGGAGGAGGAAGAAGGGGGAUGAUGCGGCGUCGUAUAAGCUUUUGGCGGAGUCGGUUGAGAGGUUUGGGAAGGUUUAUGAGAAGAUGGAGAGGAGUAAGAAGGAGCAGAUGAAGGAGUUGGAGAAGAUGAGAGGUGAGUUUCAGAGAGAUUUGGAGUUGCAGAAGAAACAGAUUGUGGAGAGAGCUCAGUCUGAGAUCGCUAGGCUACGUGAAGAAGAGGAGGAGAAUCAUCAUGAUGAUGGUGGUGAGAGUGAAGAUGAGGGAAUGGAGAAUGAUUCUGAUGUCAAUCUCAGUGAUUGAAUAAUUUAAUAACUAGGUUUGUAUGUUUGUUUUAUUAGAUUCAAGAAAGAUUAUGUUUUGCAUUUUGGGGAAUUCACAACUGGUAAGUGUUUGUAACUUGUGUUUGAUUGAUGGUUACAAGUUUUAUUGAUAUGGAUUAGUAAGGAUUAUUGUAA